AUGGAAUAUAUCGAAGAUAUGGAUAGUAAUACAAUUUUGAAUGAUUCUUUGUUAAUUAGUGAAACAGAGUCUGUACAAACAGAUAUAACACCAUUAUCAAAUAUUGGGGGUGCAAAAUGCAAGUAUUGUCCUGCAUCAUGGACUCGAGGAAGGGUUCAGGAUAUAAGAACCCACCUCGCUAUGAAGUGUAAAGUACUAUGUGAUCUUCAAAACAAGGACAACCCAACACUAUCUGGAUCUCAAUCAGUAACUUUAAAAAAAAGAAAACAAAACUCUACAUUAUAUAUAGAUGCAUAUUUUAAUGCAAAAGAAGCAAUUGACAAAGAUAAAGAAACGAGGGCCAAUAAAUCUCUAAUUAAAUGGAUUGUGUGUUCAGGUAUUUCAUUUUUGGCCUUUGAUUCUCCCUAUUUUGAAGAUUUUACCAAGAUGUUGAAUCCAGGAUAUAAUUCUCCUAAGCGCACUACAUUAGCAACAUCAAUUUUAGAUGCAGAAGCGGCAAAUAUCUUACUGAAG
Racocetra fulgida is the source of this 513-nucleotide messenger RNA. Lineage: Eukaryota; Fungi; Glomeromycota; Glomeromycetes; Diversisporales; Gigasporaceae. The record is from the annotation of a GenBank genome assembly.